UUAAAUGUGGAUUCAUAAAUCCACCAGUGAUGGAUAAGUUGAGUUUUUAUUUGCUGAAAGCGGGUUCAUCAAUGUUCAAUAAUCAACUGUAAUAACAUGCAAUUAUUCCCAAUUUCGCAUUUCGUUACGACAUAGCUAGCUUUUUCUCCUACCUUCAAUUCCAAUUCAUCUAUUCACAGCAGCAAUUCCAAUUCCGAUUCCCAAUUCAGUAACGAAAUUAGAUCUAGGGUUUUCUUGAUCUAUUUUUCUCCCCUCGCAUUCCACAGAUCUCGAAGAAGAUGCACGCGCACUCGUCGAUUCGGGAUCGCACGCACGAAUUCCAUACCAUCGCCGAGAGGUUGAAGAAAUCUUCUUCCUCAAACGGACCCACAACCACUUCCUCUUCAUCUGCUGCUUCUUCUUCUUCCAGAUCGGAUGAACAGCGAUCCGCAAUCGCAAUUCAGUCCGAGUUCAAUCGAAGGGCUUCCAAGAUUGGCUAUGGGAUCCACCAAACCUCUCAGAAGCUCGCCAAGCUCGCCAAGUUGGCGAAGAGGACUUCGGUUUUUGAUGACCCUACAAUGGAAAUCCAAGAGCUUACGAGUGUAAUCAAGCAAGACAUUACUGCGUUGAACUCUGCAGUUGUGGAUCUUCAGUUGCUAUGCAACUCGAGGAAUGAGAGCGGGAACGUUUCUGCCGACACUACCAGCCAUUCAACUACAGUUGUAGAUGACCUCAAGACCCGUUUGAUGAGCACCACCAAGGAGUUCAAAGAAGUUCUCACCAUGAGAACCGAGAACUUGAAAGUACAUGAGAAUAGGAGACAAUUGUUUUCGGCCUCUGGUUCUAAGGAUGCUGCUAAUCCUUUUGUCCGUCAACGGCCAUUAGCUACAAGGACGGCUGCUAGUGCUUCUAAUGCCCCCGCACCUCCAUGGGCUAGUGGGUCUUCAUCUUCAUCUGAGUUGUUUCCUAAGAAGCAGGCAGAUGGGGAGAGUCAGCCAUUGCUACAGCAACAGCAACAACAACAGCAGCAGAUGGUUCCAUUGCAAGACAGUUACAUGCAAAGCAGAGCUGAAGCUCUUCAUAAUGUUGAAUCCACCAUUCAUGAACUCAGCAAUAUCUUUAAUCAAUUAGCAACUCUCGUUUCCCAACAAGGAGAGCUUGCUAUCAGAAUUGAUGAGAACAUGGACGAUACAUUGGCAAACGUAGAAGGUGCACAAGGGGCUCUGUUGAAGUAUCUGAACAGCAUAUCUUCUAAUAGGUGGCUGAUGAUCAAGAUUUUCUUUGUAUUAAUAUUUUUCCUCAUGGUUUUCUUAUUUUUUGUGGCAUAGUCAUUCCAAUGACACAGAAAUGAAAACAAGGACACAAGUGACGGCCUUAUUACUGGUGAUGAGCCUUUUGUAUCCCAUUAAUAUUUCUUUCUUUGAAUAUAUAUAUUCGUUCCUAAAGAGUUUAGCUCCCAACAAGUUUGUCAAAUCUUGUAUUUAUUGUCAUAUUUUGGGAAGGUUAAGAACUAUUGGGCAUUGCAUGUUAUCCAUUUAUUAUAAUAUCGUUGUGAUUUGUGAUGAUUAUUACGCAGUGGAGGCUUCUGUAAAGGUUAUCUUCUAAUUCAAAAUGUAUUAGAUUAAUAUCAUUAAUUGAUCCCUGGUAACUGAGAUUACAGCUUCCGAAUA
Molecule: messenger RNA, 1649 nt
Organism: Arachis stenosperma
Lineage: Eukaryota; Viridiplantae; Streptophyta; Magnoliopsida; Fabales; Fabaceae
Product: syntaxin-32
Exons: 5
Coding region: 279-1307 (342 amino acids)
Biological process (GO): endoplasmic reticulum to Golgi vesicle-mediated transport; intracellular protein transport; vesicle fusion
Cellular component (GO): SNARE complex; Golgi membrane; endomembrane system
Molecular function (GO): SNARE binding; SNAP receptor activity
Source: RefSeq, a predicted model, not a curated record